Messenger RNA from Rhodamnia argentea, 1154 nucleotides. RefSeq names its product probable BOI-related E3 ubiquitin-protein ligase 2. NCBI's taxonomy places the organism in Eukaryota, Viridiplantae, Streptophyta, Magnoliopsida, Myrtales, Myrtaceae. The transcript has 4 exons. Bases 33 to 1058 code for a protein of 341 amino acids. The record is from RefSeq and is a predicted model, not a curated record. Gene Ontology annotation, molecular function: ubiquitin-protein transferase activity.
ACGCUCUCUCUCUCUCUAAAACUGAAUCCGCCAUGGCCAUGCCUCAGAACCUCUUUCAACCUCUGUACCAACCUCAGCAGCAGCAGCAGCAGGAGUCGUCUCCUUUGAGAAAUUUCUACGCCGACAACGGUCAGUUUUCGCCGCUGGUCGCGUUCUAUGGCCCCGGUCCCGUGCAGGAUAGGCUUCAGCAUCCUCCAUAUGCACCUCCCUUUAAUGUUGUUGGGGUGGCACCUGGUACUCUCCCUGCUGCAGAUGGGAAUGAUGGCGGAGCUGAUCUGCAAUUCAAUUUCGGGCUGGAACCAAAGAGGAAAAAAUUGGAAGAGCAAGAUCUGUUGGAGAACAACAAUUCACAAGUGUCCUCUAUUGAUUUCUUGCAAGCCAGAUCGGUCUCUACAGGCUUAGGUUUAUCCCUUGAUAACAGCAAAAUAGCUUCUUCCGGAGAUUCGGCCUUGUUAUCGAUCCUUACUGAUGAUAUUGAUCGAGAGUUGCGGCAGCAGGACGCAGAGAUCGAUAGAUUUCUUAAGUUUCAGGCUGAUCAACUUCAGAAAUCUAUUUUACAGAAGAUUCAAAGUGGCCAACUUCAGUAUAUUUCAUUUGUUGAGGACAAAGUCCUUCUGAAAAUCCGGGAGAAAGAAGGAGAAAUAGAAAGCAUAAACGAGAAAAAUAAGGAACUCAAGGAACAGAUGGAACAACUCACUGUUGAAGCAGGUGCUUGGCAACAGCAGGCUAGAUACAGUGAGAACAUUAUAACUGCCCUUAAGUUUAAUCUUCAACAAAUCUAUGCUCAAAGUACAGAUAGUAAGGAAGGUUGUGGUGAUAGUGAGGUGCAUGAUACAGCUUCUUGCUGCAAUGCUCGUGCAAUGGACAUUCAACUGCUUUGCAAUGGCGCCAACAGUAUAAAACAGAUGAUUUGUAAAGUUUGCAGAGUCAAUGAAGUAUGCAUGUUAUUGCUACCUUGUAAGCAUCUCUGCCUUUGUAGAUACUGCGAGAGUAAGCUUCAGGUUUGUCCUGUGUGUCAGUCACCUAAGUUUCAUGGCAUGGAGGUCUAUAUGUCAUGACAGUGAUGGAACAAUUGAAUAUUAAAUGCUUUCGUCUGAUAGCUAAUGGCUCAAGCUUUUUAGGUAUCAAAGCAGAAGAUUUACUGUUUGAAUCUA